Messenger RNA from Letharia columbiana, 2727 nucleotides. RefSeq lists its product as uncharacterized. The transcript is spliced from 4 exons. Gene Ontology annotation, biological process: proteasome-mediated ubiquitin-dependent protein catabolic process; regulation of protein catabolic process. Gene Ontology annotation, cellular component: proteasome complex; proteasome storage granule; proteasome regulatory particle, base subcomplex. Lineage: Eukaryota; Fungi; Ascomycota; Lecanoromycetes; Lecanorales; Parmeliaceae. Gene Ontology annotation, molecular function: enzyme regulator activity. The record is from RefSeq and is a predicted model, not a curated record. Bases 1 to 2727 code for a protein of 908 amino acids.
AUGGCAAAAGAGAAUGGAGCCCCGACAGCUGCUGAGAAGGGAAAGGGCAAGAUGGAGGACGAGAAGCCUUCAGAUAGUCCCAAAAAACAAGAUGACACAAAGAAGGACAAGGAUGGCAAGCCCAUAGCAAACGGCAAGCCAGGCGAUGAGCCUUUGGAAGAGGAAUUAAAUGAAGAGGAUCAAAAUCUGAAAAAUGAGCUGGAGAUGCUGGUCGCUCGUCUACAUGAGUCAGAUACCAGCCUCUACAUACCUGCGCUUGAUGCCAUCAAAGAUUUCAUAAAAACCUCGACGUCGUCUAUGACAGCUGUACCAAAGCCGCUGAAAUUCCUCCGACCUCAUUAUGAAGACCUGACUAAAACCUUCGAGCAAUGGCCGGAAGGCAAGGAUAAGGAACAUCUUGCAGAUGUCCUUUCAGUGCUCGGUAUGACGCAAGGAGAUGAGGAAAAGUUGGACACACUUAAGUACCGUCUGCUUGCGCCUUCGGAGGACCUGGGCUCCUGGGGCCACGAAUAUGUCCGGCAUCUGGCACUCGAGAUUGGCCAGGAUUAUCAGCGAAGAAUGACGGACGACGAGGAUGCCCAAGAUCUGGUCGAGCUCGCAAGGACGCUUGUACCAUAUUUUCUGAGUCACAAUGCUGAAGCCGACGCCGUGGAUAUCUUGAGUGAGCUUGAGAGGAUUCAGGAGAUCCCGCAGUAUCUGGAUGAAAAUACCUAUCCGAGGGUCUGCCUUUAUAUGGUCAGCAUGGUGAAUCUCCUGACAUACCCUGAAGACCAACAAUUCCUAAGGACCGCCCACGACAUCUACACAUCCUACAACAAACUCCCACAAGCAACGGUACUUGCAAUCCGAUUAAAUGAUACCGACCUCAUCCACCAAGACUUUGAAUCGACCAAAGACCUAGCACUCAAAAAGCAAAUGGCACUUUUGGUUGCUCGACAGCAGAUCUGGCUCGAGCCUUCCCUAGGAGCGGAAACGGAUGAAGAGCUGGCAGCGUGUCUUACCAAUGCCAAACUUCCAGAUUACUUCAAGACACUGGCGAAGGAACUGAACAUCCUUGAGCCCAAAAUGCCUGAAGAAAUCUACAAAAGCCAUCUGGAAAGCACUCGAACAGCAGGCCUUACAAAUAUUGACUCGUACAGACACAAUCUCGCCAGUGCCUUCGUCAAUGCCUUUACCAACGCAGGGUUUGGCAAGGACAAAAUGAUGCUGAUUGAGGGCGAAAAGACGAACUGGGUCUGGAAAACGAAGGAUGAUGGCAUGAUGGCCACAGCAGCAUCAAUGGGAAUGCUGCUACAGUGGGAAGGUACUGACGGGUUGGAACAAGUCAACCCAUUCCUCUUAGCGGAGGACGACAAUAUCAAAGCCGGUGCGUUCCUCGCGGUUGGAAUUAUGAAUUCAGGCAUACGCGAUGAAACCGACUCAUCUAUUUCUCUCCUCGGCGUCGAGGAAACCCUCGGAGCCAAGAGUGUACUGAUACGAAUGGGCUCAAUCAUGGGCCUUGGGCUGGCUUAUGCAAACACCAACAAAGAGGAGCUUUUGGAGUUGCUUCUUCCCAUAGUCGAAGAUACGUCACUGGAUAUGCAAAUCUCAGCUAUGGCAGCACUAUCUCUUGGUCUUGUCUUCGUCGGAUCGUCAAAUGACCGAGUCAGUGAGGCCAUCAUUACUACGCUUUUAGACGAGGAGCGACAAAAGCAAUUGAAGGACAAGUGGACACGUUUCAUGUCGCUGGGACUUGCCUUACUGUUUUUUGGCCGCCAGGAAGAAGUAGAGGUUAUUCUGGAGACUCUCAAGGCUAUCGAACACCCAAUGGCAAAGCCCGCAGCAGUCCUCGCGGAAGUCUGUGCAUGGGCAGGUACAGGGACGGUACUGAAGUUGCAAGAGCUGCUUCACCUUUGCAACGAGCACAUCGAAGAUGGCGAUGACAAGAAGGGAGACGAGCUCAUCCAAACAUAUGCCGUGCUCGGUCUAUCACUGAUUUCAAUGGGUGAAGAGGUAGGCCAAGAGAUGGUCCUACGACAGUUUGGCCAUCUCAUGCACUAUGGGGAAGCCAACAUACGAAAAGCUGUCCCACUCGCGAUGGGUCUCAUCAGCCCAAGUAAUCCACAGAUGAAGGUCUACGACACACUUUCAAGAUAUACCCACGACAAUGACAAUGACGUGGCAAUCAACGCCAUAUUUGCAAUGGGUCUCCUCGGAGCAGGUACCAACAACGCAAGAUUGGCCCAGCUACUGAGACAACUUGCAAGCUACUACCACCGAGAUCAGAACUCGUUGUUCAUGGUCCGAAUAGCGCAAGGUCUUCUACACAUGGGCAAGGGUACAAUGUCCAUAAAUCCUUUCCACACUGACCGACAGAUCCUCUCGCGCGUCGCGGCUGCCGGUCUGCUGACCGUCCUGGUGGCUAUGAUCGAUGCCAAGUCGUUUAUCCUCGCCGAUUCUCAUUACCUGCUUUACUUUAUUGUCACCGCUAUGCAUCCGAGAUUCUUAGUAACACUGGACGAGGACUUGAAGCCCUUACAGGUGAACGUACGAGUCGGUCAGGCUGUGGAUGUGGUAGGACAGGCAGGUCGACCGAAGACCAUUACAGGGUGGCAGACGCAAAGUACGCCGGUGCUGCUGGCAUAUGGAGAGAGGGCGGAGUUGGAGGACGAGCAGUAUAUCAGUCUGGCGAGCAAUUUGGAGGGUCUUGUUAUUUUGAGAAAGAAUCCCGCAUGGGAAGAGGGGUAG